Xenopus laevis (African clawed frog) is the source of this 5758-nucleotide messenger RNA. It is a transcript of the gene megf10.S, whose product is annotated as multiple EGF like domains 10 S homeolog. The coding region runs from base 342 to 3686 and encodes 1114 amino acids. NCBI's taxonomy places the organism in Eukaryota, Metazoa, Chordata, Amphibia, Anura, Pipidae. The record is from RefSeq and is a predicted model, not a curated record. The transcript is spliced from 24 exons.
AUGAUGCCUGCAAGUCCCUCCCCUCUGGGUGCCUCGGUGCUUCUGAAUAGGGCUGAGAUGAGCAAUGACAACAGGCACUGAAGCUGAGACCAAAACAUACUGCCCCAUAGAGCUGAGCUCUGGAUGAAGCAUCAAUACCGGAGAGCAGCUCACUACCCACCGCAGGGAACAUUCCAUCCGCACAAGGGACAAUAAAGAACAGUUCUCCUCUUUAUUCUCUGCAUCUGCAAAGUGUUACACUGGAGGAUCAAUGAAUAUUGCACCAUCAGGUUCAGCAGUGGGACAUUCCUGAUCCAGCAGAGAGAGAGUGUCUUUAGGGCAAGGAGUUUCAUUCUGAAAAGAUGGUUCAUUCAUUCAUAUGCUCUUGGGUCUUCCCACUGAUUCUCUUCCAAUGGCUUGGAACUACGUUAUCACUGAAUCUUGAGGAUCCCAAUGUGUGCAGCCAUUGGGAAAGCUAUUCUGUUACUGUUCAGGAAUCCUAUGCACAUCCAUACGACCAGGUUUAUUACACCAGCUGCACCGACAUAUUGAACUGGUUCAAGUGCACACGGCACAGAAUAAGUUAUCGCACUGCAUAUAGAAGGGGAGAGAAAACAAUGUACAGGCGCAAGUCCCAGUGCUGUCCUGGAUUUUAUGAAAGCAAAGAGAUGUGUGUUCCUCACUGUGCUGAUAAAUGUGUCCAUGGAAGAUGCAUUGCUCCCAACACCUGUCAGUGUGAGCCAGGGUGGGGAGGACCCAACUGCUCCAGUGCUUGUGAUGUUGACCAUUGGGGGCCACAUUGCAGCAGCCGCUGUCAGUGUAAAAAUGGAGCCUUGUGCAACCCCAUUACUGGAGCCUGUCACUGUGCUUCUGGCUAUAAGGGCUGGCGAUGUGAGGAGCGCUGUGACCAACGGACUUAUGGGAAUGAUUGCCAACAAAAAUGCCAGUGCCAAAAUGGAGCCACCUGCGAUCAUGUAACUGGUGAAUGCCGUUGUCCUCCUGGUUACAAUGGGGCUUUCUGUGAGGACCUGUGUCCUCCUGGGAAGCAUGGCUCUCAGUGUGAAGAAAGAUGUCCAUGUCAGAAUGGUGGUGUGUGCCAUCAUGUAACUGGAGAAUGCUCCUGUCCUGCCGGCUGGAUGGGCACAGUCUGUGGCCAGCCAUGCCCUGAGGGUCGUUAUGGGAGAAACUGUACACAGGAAUGCCAAUGCCAUAAUGGAGGAACAUGUGACUCUGCUACAGGGAAAUGUUACUGCAGUCCGGGAUACAAUGGAGAGAGGUGCCAGGAAGAGUGUCCUGUUGGCUCAUAUGGAGUAAAUUGUGCCCAAACCUGUCAGUGUUUAAAUGGUGGGAAAUGUUACCAUAUCAGCGGUGCGUGUUUCUGUGAACCUGGUUAUACAGGGGAGCGAUGUGAGACAAGACUGUGCUCUGAAGGGACUUAUGGGAUUAAAUGUGACAAGACGUGCCCCUGUCAUUUACAGCACACACAGAGCUGUCAUCCUAUGUCUGGAGAAUGCGCCUGUAAGCCUGGAAGGUCUGGUCUCUACUGCAAUGAGACCUGCUCUCUGGGCUACUAUGGAGAGUCCUGUCAGCAGAUCUGCAGCUGCCAGAAUGGGGCAGACUGUGAUAGCGUGAUGGGGAAAUGCAUCUGUGCUCCUGGUUUUACGGGUGUGGACUGUUCAACAGCUUGUCCCCCUGGUACCUAUGGCGUUAACUGUUCUUCUCUGUGCAGCUGUAAGAACAAUGCUGUUUGCUCACCAGUGGAUGGUUCUUGUACAUGUAAAGCAGGGUGGCAUGGGGUAGAUUGUUCCAUAAACUGCCCUAGAGGAUCUUGGGGUCUUGGAUGCAACCUUACCUGCCAGUGCCUGAAUGGAGGGGCCUGUAACCCACUGGAUGGAACCUGCACCUGUGCUCCAGGCUGGAGAGGGUUCAAAUGUGAACUGCCAUGUCAGGAUGGAACCUAUGGAAUGAAUUGCAUUGAACGCUGCGACUGUAGCCAUGCAGAUGGCUGUCACCCUGCUACUGGAUUUUGUCGCUGUCUGGCAGGGUGGGCAGGAAUGCACUGUGACAGUGUGUGUCCUGGAGGACACUGGGGACCAAAUUGUUCUCUAUCUUGUAACUGUAAAAAUGGUGCCUCAUGCUCACCAGAUGAUGGGAUCUGUGAAUGUGCUCCUGGAUACCGAGGAACGACAUGUCAGAGAAUUUGUUCUCCAGGGUUUUAUGGACAUCGGUGCAGUCAAGCUUGUCCUCAGUGUGUCCAUAGCAAUGGUCCUUGUCAUCAUGUAACUGGCCAGUGUGAUUGUUUAGCUGGCUUCAUGGGGUCUCUCUGCAAUGAAGUUUGUCCCAGUGGUCGUUAUGGGAAGAAUUGCGCUGGAGUUUGCACAUGCACAAAUAAUGGCACAUGCAAUCCUAUAGAUGGAACCUGCCAGUGCUACCCUGGAUGGAUAGGGAAUGACUGCUCCCAGGCUUGUCCUCCUGGUCAUUGGGGGCCAAACUGUAUCCACACCUGUAACUGCCAUAAUGGAGCCUACUGUAGUGCAUACGAUGGAGAGUGCAAAUGUUCUCCUGGCUGGACAGGGCUGUACUGUACUCAAAGGUGUCCUCUAGGGUAUUAUGGAAAAGAGUGCACAUUGGUAUGCCAGUGUCAGAAUGGUGCUGAUUGUGAUCAUAUAACUGGCCAAUGUACCUGUCGCACAGGAUUUAUGGGGAAAUUCUGUGAGCAAAAAUGUCCAUCAGCAUCCUAUGGAUAUGGUUGCAGACAGGUUUGUGACUGCCUCAACAAUUCCACAUGUGACCACAUCACAGGGACAUGUUAUUGCAGCCCAGGAUGGAAAGGAGCAAGAUGUGACCAAGCUGUAAUGAUUGUAGUAGGAAACCUGAACAGCCUGAGCCGGACAAGCACUGCCAUCCCUGCUGAUUCCUACCAGAUUGGAGCCAUUGCUGGAAUCAUUGUCCUUGUGUUGGUUGUCCUUUUCCUGUUAGCUCUCUUCAUCAUCUAUAGACAAAAACAAAAGGGUAAAGAUACAGCAAUGCCUGCUGUGGCCUACACACCUGCUGUACGAGUCCUGAGCACAGACUACACCAUUGGAGACACUCUUCCACACAACAACGGAGUCAAUGCAAAUAGUCAGUAUUUUUCAAAUCCGAGCUACCACACUCUGAGUCAGUGCACCACUGGGCCGCAGGUCAACAGCAUGGACAGAAUGAUUGUUUCCAGGUCAAAAAGCAGCCAGAUUUUUGUGAACCUAAAAAACCUAGAUCCAGGGAAGAGAUCACACACUAUUGAUUACACUGGAACCCUACCAGCAGACUGGAAGCAAGGAGGAUUUCUGAAUGAAAAUGGUCUACUGAAAAAUUCUGCUUAUAGCAUAAGUACCUGUUCCGUGAGUAGCAGUGAAAAUCCUUAUGCUACUAUAAAAGAUCCACCGGUCCUUCUGCCGAAAAACACUGAGUGUGGAUACGUGGAGAUGAAGUCACCAGCACGAAGGGACUCUGCAUAUGCAGAGAUCAGCAAUUCAAGCCUAGCCAACAAAAAUGUUUAUGAAGUUGAACCCACUGUGAGUGUCGUCCAUGGAGCUUUUUGUAAUAAUGGAAAAAUCAGCCAAGAUCUUUACGACCUUCCAAAGAACAGCCACAUUCCAUGUCACUAUGACUUACUACCAGUUCGAGAGAGCUCAUCUUCCAAUAAGGAUGAAAGUACCAGUGAAUGACAAAAGUGAUCUAUCAAAUAGCAGUUUCCCUGCAGCAGAACUAUGUGCUGAAAUUCUUGAGACUGAUGCCCAAUGGAGACACUGCUUCCUUUAAAUAAAAAUUUCACAGAGCAGGUGGGCUGAAUGUUUACCUUGACAAAGGUCAUUGAUGGACUAGUGACCUGAAGACAUGGGUGACGUAAUGUUACUCAAAUAACCUGAGAGUUAGAAGCGGCACAAGAAACUAUUAUUUGUAUGCUCUAUCUCAGCAAGCUGAAGUUUUUCACUAGGUCUCCGUAUAGAACAAUAAUGAUUUGCAGGUACAAUUCUGUAUUAUAUUUUGUAGGUGCUUGUGUUCUUUCAUUUCUCUAUUUGUAAGAGAAAAAUUAUUAUGUUAAAUGUUCAUAUAUAUAUAUAUUUUUGCACUGACCUGAAGGUGUCCUGUGGUUAACCAGAAGCCAGUGAUCUUUGUUCAGAACUGGAAUAAUGCAAUCAUACCGAAAAUGUGACUGCUGUGUACUAUGCAACAUACAGCUGAAUACAAACCAGGAAAGCAAUCUCAAGUCCGUUUUCCUGCUGAUGAUUUGUGGGAUGAGGUUUUAUUAAGAAAAGAUUUUCAUGAACCUGCAAUUGACUAUUCUAGUUUAUUAUGUACUCAGAGUUUAUUUUUAUCCCCAGAUCCAUUUGUCCACCAGAUAAUAGUGAUGAUUUUAUAAGUUCCCAUUUCAUACUACAGAAGAACUACUUGGCACCCAUUACAAGUGAGACAAUAUAACAAGGUGCCACACUGACUAAUAAUACCCUGCAGGAUAUUCUUUAAUGCACUACACAAUAAUCUUAUUUUAUUUUUUUUAAACCGCUAUGUACCUUUCUUGUUAUAAAUGAAAGAGAAACAAAAUGGGGUACCAUAGGCUACUGAACUUCUGAAAACCUUUGAAUAGGACCCCAAAAUGAUACAAAAAAGGCCACAUUUCACUGAGAACACGGGUGCAUAUCAGAAAUAUUUUUUUUUUGUAGACAAAAUUCCUAGUAUUUAGUCUUUAUUUCUCGAGUGGGCGUGUAACUAAGCAGAUAAUGGGGUGAGAGUUUUACAUAAGCAGUGUUGAAUUGAGUUUGGUAGGCAAGUGGUAAUAUGUAUUGUAAUAUAUAAAAUAAAUAGUGAUGUGUAGAAUAUUUCAAAGUUAGGACAACUGAUUAAUCUCUGUGCAUACUUGCUGAGAAAGGCACCUUUUUUCAUUUUUUAAAUAGUCUUUUUAGAGGCUACAUGCUAAAGCGGGUCUUUUGCAUAUUGCUAAUAAUGUUAUUAUCGAUACCACUAUUUUUUUAGUACAACGAACCUUCAUUUGAAUAUUUUGUACUGGUUUCAUUUCAUGGGUUUGUGUGUAAAUAGGCCAUUAUGCAUUGAACUAAAAGUUGAAACAGAACUAUCCAUAAGCGUGUGUAAGUAUGAUCACAACCCUGGUAUUUUAGUCUAUAUGUGACUUUUGAGCUUUUUGCCAAAACAUUAUUGAUGUUUUUCCUUUCCUGUUAUAAAAACAUUUUAGUUGUUCUGCUGGAAAGAAUUAUUUUUGUAAAUAUGCCCAAUUUUUUUUAACAAAAUUAUUAGAUUCAUUUAAGAGUAGACAAGUUUAGUGAACAAUGUUAUUUUGCAAAAAAAAAAAAAAGGUACCUCCGACAUCUGAAAUACAUGGAACUACAGAAUUACUGCCACAAACAUUAGAAAUCUGCUCUUUUUAAUGUUGUACGAAUCUCAAUCUUUUCUGUGCUUUGCACGUGUCUAGGGCCCAGUUACUGAACAGCUGCAAUAGAAAGGGAGAGAGGCCUAGAACUCUAGUAUACUAAGUCUUAGUAAUUUGCAGCUUUGUCUAUCCAACCGUAUAAAUCCUACCUAUGUUCUUGUUGUACAGUAAAUGUGGAAAUAAAAUGUUAUCACAAGACCAUGUAUUUCCUCUGUAUACACAGUACAGCUUAUUUUGUUAAUCUACGCUAUUCUAUUGUAAACACGGACAACCAUUAAUCUUGUCAACAAAAAAAGAAACAGUUGAAAUUCUACAAUUUUUGUACUUAUUAAAUACAAUAAAAUGUUUAUUACU